CACUGACCAACGAAAGUGUUUGUUCAUCCUGUCCCACAAAGUAGGGUUAUCAGAAUCAUCGAAAACUCCGAAAAACCUAAAAAGUAAACAUGCCACUGGAAAACCUGGAGGAGGAUGGACUGGAGAAGAAUCCAAACUUGGAGCUGGCACAGACAAAAUUCUUACUGAGUUUAUCCGAGCACAAGAACGACGAGACACUGAAGGCUAAGUUACUCGACGCCAUAAAAGCCGAAAACAUGGCACCAUUCUACGAAGAAGUGUGCAAAGACUUGGACUGGCCAAUCGACGAGAACCUCCUAGAAGCAAUGAAAACUCGGAAUCGAGAGCAGCUCAAGGCCCUCGACGAUGCCAUCGAGGAUGCUGAGAAGAAUCUAGGUGAAAUGGAGGUUCGAGAGGCGAACUUGAAAAAAUCGGAGCACCUCUGUCGCAUUGGGGACAAGGACGGUGCCAUUUCUGCGUUUAGGAAAACUUACGAGAAGACAGUCUCGUUGGGCCACAGGCUUGAUAUUAUUUUCCAUAAUAUUAGGAUUGGUCUGUUCUACAUGGAUCAUGAUCACAUCACGAGGAACAUCGAUAAGGCGAAGAGUUUAAUUGAAGAGGGUGGAGACUGGGACAGGAGGAAUCGUCUGAAAGUCUACCAAGGCACCUACUGCAUAGCAAUCCGUGACUUCAAAGAGGCUGCCAAUUUCUUCCUGGAUACGAUAAGCACAUUCACCAGUUACGAACUCAUGGAUUACAAUACCUUCGUCAGAUACACUGUUUAUCUGAGUAUGAUCAGUCUACCGAGGAACGAGCUGCGUGAUAAGAUCAUCAAGGGCUCGGAAAUUCUCGAGGUCCUUCAUAAUAACCCAGAUUGCAAGGAGUACCUCUUCUCACUGUAUAAUUGUCAUUAUGCUGAUUUCUUCAAGAAUUUAGCACACGUUGAAGGACUCCUAAGAAGAGAUUACCUGAUCCACCCCCAUUAUCGUUACUACGUCCGUGAAAUGAGAAUUUCAGCAUAUACUCAGCUGCUGGAGUCCUACAGAUCCCUGACACUGCAGUACAUGUCUGAAGCCUUCGGAGUAACUGUGGAAUACAUAGACCAAGAACUCUCCCGCUACAUCGCAGCAGGCAGACUCCACUGCAAAGUGGAUCGUGUCGGUGGUGUCGUAGAGACAAAUCGUCCUGACAGUAAGAACUGGCAGUACCAGGCGAUGGUGAAGCAGGGCGAUCUCCUCCUCAACAGGGUCCAGAAGCUCUCACGUGUUAUCAAUAUUUAAUUUACAUUCUAAUGUCUUCGUUUGAAAUUCAGUUGCAUAAAAUAAUUAGGGAUGAGGGGGGUAAAAUGGGCCUCCUUAAAUCGUCAAUAUUUAUGGGCCAAAUGAAACAAUUUUUAUGAAUCAAGGGUCAUUUUAAAGCCUGAAAAAAUAUCUUGGGAAUGAAAGAAAUUCUGAAUUUUACUUCGAUCUCGAGUUAUUGACGAUUGAAAACGGUCCAUUUUUAUUUUUUCUCCUCCAUCAAUUACGGAAUUCUCUUCUCAAUUCAUCAUUAAUUACUUUGUGGCGACAGUGUCACAAGUUUCAUUGACACGAUCAACACAAAUUACCAGAAUGCUACUAUAAUACUUUUUGUAAAAGAAUGAUUAAUAAUUGCCUAUUGAAACCUGGGAGUUUAAAUUU
Diachasma alloeum is the source of this 1658-nucleotide messenger RNA. RefSeq names its product 26S proteasome non-ATPase regulatory subunit 6 (gene Rpn7). The transcript has 5 exons. Gene Ontology annotation, biological process: proteasome-mediated ubiquitin-dependent protein catabolic process. Lineage: Eukaryota; Metazoa; Arthropoda; Insecta; Hymenoptera; Braconidae. Gene Ontology annotation, cellular component: proteasome regulatory particle. The record is from RefSeq and is a predicted model, not a curated record. The coding region runs from base 90 to 1259 and encodes 389 amino acids.